Molecule: messenger RNA, 1514 nt
Organism: Manis pentadactyla (Chinese pangolin)
Lineage: Eukaryota; Metazoa; Chordata; Mammalia; Pholidota; Manidae
Gene: SLC48A1
Product: solute carrier family 48 member 1
Exons: 3
Coding region: 101-541 (146 amino acids)
Biological process (GO): heme transport
Cellular component (GO): lysosomal membrane; plasma membrane
Molecular function (GO): heme transmembrane transporter activity; heme binding
Source: RefSeq, a predicted model, not a curated record
GGCGGGGCGCGGGCGGGCGGCCCCGGCCCCGGCCCCGGCCCCGGCCCUGCACCUGUGUCCGUCGGCCGCGCUCGCCUUCCGCGCCCGGCGCCGCGGCCCCAUGGCCCCGUCCCGCCUGCAGCUCGGCCUCCGCGCCGCCUACUCCGGCCUCAGCUCGGUGGCCGGCUUCUCCGUCUUCCUUGUCUGGACGGUGGUCUACAAACAGCCGGCGACCUCGGCCAUGGGGGGGCUAGCAGGCGUGCUGGCGCUGUGGGUCCUGGUGACACACGUGAUGUACCUGCAGGAUUACUGGAGGACCUGGCUCAAGGGGCUGCGUGGCUGCUUCUUUGUGGGCAUCCUCUUCUCGGCCUUCUCCGUUGCCACCUUCUGCGCCUUCCUGGCGCUGGCCAUCACCCAACACCAAAGCCUCACAGACCCCAAAAGCUACUACCUCUCCUGCGUCUGGAGCUUCAUUUCCUGCAAGUGGGCCUUCCUGCUCAGCCUGUAUGCUCACCGCUACCGGGCUGACUUUGCCGACAUCAGCAUCCUGAGCGAUUUCUGACCCAAGGAGCGAGACCUCUGCACCCUGGGGGUCGUCAGCCUGAGACAUUGGGCAGGCCUACCACACCCCCUGGGAACCCCAGCACUGGCAGAAAAUGGAUCGCAGGAUGCCUGUAGUCUCCCAGGAAGCUGGGGGCAGUGGAAGGGGUCCUGCCAUGUUGCUCCUCAUCAGCCUGGCUGGAGGGCAGCUUUAGACCUUUUCAAACGGAUCCAUUUUUCUUAGCACUCAGUGAGGAAUCUGUGAGCAGGGCCAGGGCAAUAAUUGAGGGGUAGGGUGGUGAGGCCUUGACCUACGCCUGGGUACCUGGGGAGGUCAGGUCAAGGAAGGGGUCUCUAGUGGAAACCUCUCAACUCCCUACCCUUUGCCCACCCCCCAACUCCCCAACCCAUCAUAGGUCCAGGGAUGAUAACCUUUGGUAGUCUGUCCAUCACCUGGGGAUUUAAGCUGAGUUCAAGUGUGUCCCUUUUCCCACCCUGUUCCCCAACAAGUGGUAGAGCCAGUCGUCUCCUCCACACCCAAAGAGCUCUCUUAUGUGUGCCACACACCCAGAGCAGGGCUCCCCAAAUGAGACCAGACUAAGUGUCUGGGGAAGGUGCUUUGGGGAGCGGGCAGCAUGGGGUAGUCUGGAAGGGGAGCCCUUCAAACCUGACCUGUGCACCUCCAGCCUGCAUUGCCACUCCACCUUCUCAUGCCUGCCCCCUUCCCACCCUAACCGUGAGACACCUACCCUGCUCCUGUGCACUGCCCUUCACCUAGAGCUUCUUUUUAAAUCUCCCUUCGGAAGAACAAAAUCUGCUUUUCUGCCUAUACAGUGGCCGAAAGGCUCACCUAGCAUGGGAGGGAAGGGGCUUUUGUUACAUGUAUCUUUUGUUAAGUUGCUAUUUUGCACAUCUACCCUUCCCACCUGAUGCGCCCUUUGCCUUAUCUGUGUCACUGUCACUUUAGCAGAAAUACAGCAGCCAUUUGUAUUAGA